CAGUGAUUCUGGCAUACUGCGGGUGGAGAGAGACCGAAGCAGUUUUCAAUCUGGCGCUUCCAUAACGGCCUAUUUAAAUCUUGAAUGAUAUAUUUUACAAGGAUAUAGUGUGAUCGUUCACUUUUGAUUGUAGCUGUUUUUUUCCUUUCUUUUUGUAUUUAUCAAUGGGAAGGCGCUUGCCUGGUCAAGCGUGGACUUGUAUGCCAGCCGGGUCAAGGUUCGCUCUUCCACGGGUGGAUUUAUUAUUUGCGGAGAGGCGGGGGGAACAUCUGCAGAGAGCGGCCGUGGAUGAGCGUCUAAUCCCUUCCAGAAAGGGCGUGAAGGAACCGAGGUUGUUCUCCGCGUCGUCGCGGGAAUGAACUGCCGCAGAAAAAGACCGCAAAGUGGAAAUCAACACCGCCGAUGACAAUGUGACUGCUGAGAUCAUCCUCUGUAUUUAUUUUUUUUUAAAACCCGAGAACAUGCAGAAAUGUGUCACGUUGCUCAGUGAGUUAAUCUGAAGGAUCGCUUUUUUAUUUAAACGUAGCUAAAGCGUGUUCGUCCACGAGCCGUCAUGUCGGCGGUGAUGAUAAGCAGGAAGGUGCGGAAAUGGGAGAAGCUGCCAGGCAAGAACACUUUCUGCUGCGAUGGGCGAGUGAUGAUGGCCAGGCAGAAGGGAGUCUUCUACCUGACUCUCUUUCUCAUCAUUGGGACCUGCGCCCUCUUCUUCGCCUUUGAAUGUCCGUAUCUCGCUGUCCACCUAUCCGCCACCAUCCCAGUCUUCGCCGUUGUGCUCUUCCUCUUUGUCAUAGCCAUGCUAUUGAGGACCAGCUUCAGUGACCCGGGGGUCCUUCCUCGAGCGCUCCCUGAGGAGGCCAGGUUCAUCGAGAUGGAGAUUGAGGCCGCCAACGGCAACGUCCCCAGCGGGCAGCGACCGCCGCCUCGAAUCCGCAACGUGGAGAUCAACAACCAGAUCGUCAAGCUCAAGUACUGCUACACGUGCAAGAUCUUCCGGCCUCCGCGGGCGUCCCACUGCAGCAUCUGCGACAACUGCGUCGACCGCUUUGAUCACCACUGCCCGUGGGUGGGCAACUGCGUUGGCAAGAGGAACUACCGCUACUUCUACAUGUUCACCCUCUCGCUCUCGCUGCUCACCAUUUACAUCUUCACGUUUGACAUCGUCCACGUGGUCAUGCGUUCAGUGGACGAUGGCUUUUUGAGCACUUUGAAGGAAACACCUGGAACUGUGCUGGAAGUGCUGGUGUGUUUCUUCACGCUGUGGUCAGUGGUCGGCCUGACGGGGUUCCACACCUACCUGAUCUCGCUCAACCAGACCACCAAUGAGGAUAUUAAAGGAUCUUGGUCGGGAAAGAACCGAGUGCAGAACCCAUACAGUCACAAGAACAUCUUUAAAAACUGCUGCGAGGUUCUCUGUGGGCCUACGUACCCAAGCGUCUUGGACAGAAGAGGCCUGAUGAAUGAAGAGUUGCCCAUUUCUGUGUCAUCUGCUGCACCGUCCUCCUCCUCUUCCGCCUCUUUAUCUUUCUCCAACAACAGCAAGUCAGCUCAACCAACCACUAAAACCACGGCGCCGCUGAUCCCAAACGAACACACGCCCGACGAGGCCAAGCCGAGCGUCGGCACCUCUGCAGAGCACACCCCCUCAUCGCCCGACGACCGUCGUCCUCCCUCUUCCUCCGUCCCGCCUCUGGCUUCCCCGGAGACGGACGCCGAGGCCUCCGUCGCCAAGGAUAGGAACCACUAACCGCGUUCCGGCGAGUCCCGUCCGCUCAGGAACACUCACAAUGACUCGGUUCUUUCUUUCCCCUAUAUGAGUGACUCCUUCGGGGAGAGGAGCGAAUUCACAGAAACGUCAGCGUCUUCCCGUCUCCCCCGCACUCAGCUUGACACGUCUCACCGAGAGAGGAGAGAAUGCAUGACAAACCCACGGGAGCUACCGCCCAAUGACUUCCAUCCUAAACCUCGUAUUAACUUUCAGUGUGAGCGGCCAAUAUACUCCCCGCAAGCGGCCGGCAAAGACAUUUUUGCUUGUCUACACGUGUAAAUCCUCAUUCCGUACUGUCCCCUUUUUCCCGUUGCGCACACAUUACAUGCUCUAUGCAAAUCAACAAGGCCGGACGAGCGGUGUUUGUGUGUAGCUGACGUAUUCGAACGGCAGGCAAAUUGAACGUCUACCUUGUAUUCUGUGAACUGCUGCAUUUAGUACUGUUACUAGUAGCGUUGCACCGAUACCGUUUUCUGGCUCCCGAUUCUGUGUGGUAUCGACCAACGCCGACACUACCAAUUCCACGUUUUUAAAAAAAUACAUACAUACAGUUUCUUUUAAUACUAUAUUACUGCAUACUCACUUGAAUAUAUAGUAAUUGCAGUCAUUGGUUUAGGGUUAGGGUUAAGGUUAGGGUUAGCGUUUGGGUAAAGCAACAGGGUUUAGGGUUAACCUUAACCGUAAGACACUGCUUAACGUGUUGGGGCUUAAUGACUAUGGAGGACUGAAUGGGACAGAAUGACUUGUAUAAAUGGAGUUAUACUUAAAUGUGUCAUUAUUAAUUUAAAUGGGAAUUAAAUAUAUAAAAAUUAGGUCUGUCAAACGAUUAAAAUUUUUAAUCCAGUUAAUUACAGCUUAAAAAUUAAUCGUAAUUAAUCGCAAUUCAAACCAUCUAUAAAAUAUGCCAUAUUUUUCUGUAAAUUAUUGUUGGAAUGGAAAGAUAAGACACAAGACGGAUAUAUACAUUCAACAUAUGGUACAUAAGUACUGUAUUUGUUUAUUAUAACAAUAAAUCAACAAGACGCCAUUAACAUUAUUAACAUUCUCUUAAAGCGAUCCAUGGAUAGAAAGACUUGUAGUUCUUAAAAGAUAAAUGUCAGUACAAGUUAUAGAAAUUUUAUAUUAAACCCCCUCAAUGUUUUCAUUUUAUUAAAAUUUGUAAAAUUUUCAGUCAAAAAAAAUAAACUAUUAUCUCGCCAUUGUUGAUGUCAAUAAUUACACCAUGCUCACUUAUUGUACUAACCCAUAAAAUCAGUUGGACCCAAGCGCCAGCAGAGGGCGCCAAACACCAAAAAAACAUGUAACAAGCAGACAUUACACUGUACUGUCAUUUGAAUCUGUUUGAGCGGGGCAUGUGCGUUAAUUGCGUCAAAUAUUUUAACGUGAUUAAUUAAAAAAAUUAAUUACCGCCCGUCAACGCGAUAUUUUUGACAGCCCUAAUAAAAAUGUCAUUAAUUCAUUAAAAUACAAGAUGAGAGAAUACGAGUGAGUUUGACGGAUAAAAUCAACUCAUGAAGUGCUGAAACUCAAUUUUUUAAACAUUAAAUGGACUAGUAUUUUAAUGAAAUAAUGACACAUUUAAUGACAGAUUUAUUCAUUUCCCAUUUUAAUUAAUUAUUCAUACAUUUAAGUAUUUAUCAACCGAUUUAGUUCUACAGUGAAGAAAAUAAGUAUUUGAACACCCUGCAAUUUUGCAAGUUCUCCCACUGAGAAACGAUGGGCGGGUUUGAAAUUUUCAUGGUAGGUGCUUGUCCACUGUCAAAGACAAUCUAAAAAAAAUCCAGACAUCACAGUGUAUGAUUUUUUUAAACAAUUUAUAUUGUAGCGGAAUCACGCCACCUGAACCGCCAGACCCGCGCUGGCUCAGCUCCAGUGACCCGGGCCGGUGAGAACCCAACAACCCGGCCAAAAGGCCCAAAUCUGUGCGUUCACCUUAGUCUUAACCCCUUGUACUGACUCCAUUUUUGAAAGCUGGAAAAAGGCUUCGAAGCACAAGUUGACAAUUUAUUCAGGUCGACAGCGAUCAUGCAGCACAGAGCGACCCAGGCGAGGAUUCAGGGUCACCAUAUCACAAGUCAACAAAAAGUUCCCGAGAAAAAAAUGACAACGAUUUGUUAAACAUUGUCUUUUUUAAGGCUCUCGCGGGGCGGGCUUUGGGCAGAAGAAGGGUGUGUUUGGGCGUUGUUUAGGAUUAUUGUCUGUUUGUGGAUUGGACAGAAGGAUUCGGGAGUUACUGUUGUCAGGGCAACGAGGGUUGUGGAUUUUGCCACCUCAGCGUCAAAUGGGUUCUUGGAGUUUUAUCAGUCGUGUUAUCAGUUGGAUAUCAGGCGUUCUCCAGUGUUGCUUGUGUUGGGAUAGGGCGUCCUGCCCUUUUGUUCUGGACUGUGCAGGAGAACUGAUUGCGAGAGUUGGUGGUGCAGAUGUGGGCUUGUCAGCGUCAAUCUUGCUCAAUCAGUUGCAUGACGCACAUGUUAGGCUUCCGUGAGAAGAAGGCGUCAUGUAGCUCUUAUGCCCUAUAUUCUGCUUGUUUUCCUGAAACUAUAGUAUAAGUGCUAUUUAUUUUAUAUUGGGUGUGUUAGAGUAAUACAAAUAGUCAAACAGUAAAUAUGAGAAAUGAUACUAUUCCUCGAUUGAUUAUAUUAAGUGUGUUACAGUAAUACAGUCGAUCGGUAAAUACGAGAAAAGAUAUUAAGUGUGUUAAAAUAAUGCAAACAGUUAGAGGGUGCCUACGAGAAAAGGUACUAUCUCCUACAUACUGCUGCAAAUAAGUAUUUGAACACAUGUCUAUUAGCUAGAAUUGUGAGCCUCAAAGACCUGUUAGUCACCUUUAAAAAGUCCAACGAAUAAGUAGAGUUGAGGUGGACUUUUUGAGUCUGGCUUUUUGACCUGUUUGAGGCGGUUAGCAUAUAAACACCUGUCCACCCCAUACAUUCAAGAAGACUCCAAAUCCUAACAUUGUCAAGACCGAAGAGCUGUCCAAAGACAGAAUUGUAGACCUCUGCAAGACUGGACAGGGUUAAUGGGCAAUUGCCUAGCAGCUUGGUGAUAUAAGAUCCACCGUUGGAGCAAUUAUUAGAAAACGGAAGAAUCUAAACAUGACUUUCAAUCUUCCUCGGACUGGGGCUCCAUGCAGGAUCUACCUUGUAGGGUCUCAGUGAUCCUAAGAAUGGUGAGAAAACAGCCAAGAACCACACAGGAGGAGCUGGUCAAAGACCUGAAAGGAGCUGGGACCACAAUUUCCAAGGUUACAGUUGGUGAGACGUCAUGGUUUAAAAUCACGCAUGGGGUGGGAGGCUCCCCUGCUAAGCUAGCACAUGUCUGCAGGCCAGUUUUAAGUUUGCCAACGACCAUUUGGAUGAUCCAGAAGAGUCAUGGGAGAAAGUCAUGUGAUCAAAUGAGAUCAAAAUGCAACUUUUUCAUCUUAAUUCCACUCAUAGUAUUUGGAGGAAGAAGAAUGAUGAGUACUAUCCCAAGAACACCAUCCCUACUGUGAAGUAUAGGGGUGGUACCAUCAUGCUCUGGGGGUGUUUUUUUGCCCAUGGGACAACUGCUCUGUAUUAAGGAGAGGAUGACCAGGACCAUGUAUUGUGAGAUUUUGGGGAGUAACCUCCUACCCUCACUUAGAGCAUUGAAAAUGGGUCGUGACUGGGUCUUCCAAUAUGACAAUACCCCGAAGCAGACAGGCAAGUGGCUUUGUAAAAACAUAUCAAAGUUCUGGUCUCCGGACCUAAACCCAAUCGAAAAUCUUUGAAGGAAACUAGAACGCCGUGUUUCUCAGUGACAGCCCAGAAACCUGAUUGAUCUAGAGAAGAUCUGUGUAGAGCAGUGGUGCAAAAUCCCUGCUGCAGUCUGUGCAAACCUGAUGAAAAGUUACAGGAAACAUUUGACCAAAAGCUACUGUACUAAAUAUUAACAUAGAUUUUUUCGGGUGUUGAAAUACUUAGCUGCAGCACGUUAAUACAAAUAAAUUGUUAAAAAAAAUCAUACACUGUGAUUUCUAGAUUUUUUCUUUAGAUUGUCUUCAACAGUUGACACACACCUACCAUGACAGAUUCAAAUCCGCCCAUCAUUCGGCGGUUCAAAUACUUAUUUUCCGAACUGUGUAUUCCAUUCUGUCCCAUUUGGUCCUUCAUACUAGACGUCCAAGCCAUUUGAAAUGAGUAGAUGGGCAGCAAAUGAAUUGGAUUUCUGCUAAUUGGUGGGAGGUUGCAUCUUGGCCAGAGGGAAAAAAAUUGUCUUUUUAACCCAUUGGCUGCUUUUGACGUCGCUAAAUGUCCAAUCCAUUGGAAGUGGAAGGGUGGCAGUAAAUGUUCAUUCGCUGCCACCCUCCAAUUUCCAGUGGAUUGGACAUCUACUAGAUUAGAGGGCGCAUCUUCACCAGGGGAAGAAUACAGUAUAUUAAAUUUUUCAAAACUGAAACUGGCUGCCAUUGACGGCGCUAGACGUCCAAUCAACUUCAGACGAUGAAAUGCCGUAUUGGUACUAGUAUCGGCAUUGGUGCAACAUUAGUUACUAGCAAUGGAGACAACUGUCUUUCCCUUUUUAUUUUUUUUUAAAUAUGCGUACCUGUUUAGUAGUCUGUGACACUCGCUUUACGCAAUAUCUUCACCAUUUCUAUAUGUGGGUGGGUGUGGCUUUUAAUAUUCUUCAACCCUAGUAGCAACCGUGCCUUAAAAAUGGACGCAUCAGACGUUUGUAAACAGAGACGCCCAAACAGUGUUAAACUCAAAACACAAAAAAACGUACUCUGCAUCCGAUAGUUAAGGAAAGCGGGCUUUACUUUGUUGCUAUGAUUAAACUAGCUUGAAAAAUUGAUGGUAAGUCGUAAAAUUGACACAUGGGUUCAACGAUCGAUAUGACCCAGCCAAUAACCGAUCUAUGAAUUAAAAUGUUGUCACUGAAAAAAGAACGGAACCACGUUUUUCCACUAGACCAAUAUCAAUCUAGAUACCGUAAUUUUGAGACUAUUAGGCGCAUCUGACGAUAAGCUGCCAACCACCAAAUUUGACACAAAAACGGCAUUUGUUCAAUCUAGAUAAGCCGCAUUCAAAAACAAGCCACAGCUGUCCUCACAGUAUAAUGGGAUAUUUAUACCAAAAGAUAUUAACUGGUAACACUUUCUUUAACAGCGGCGUCAUAAGACUGCCAUAAGACCAAAAAUGACCAUGAAGCCUUGAACCAAUUGAUGCGAAGCUUCAUUACUUCAAGAAGCUUCAUUUGGCCAUCACUGCUUCUUUGGGUGAGAUAGUUAACCUCUGCUGCCGCCUGCUGUCAACACUGUUUUUGUGCAACAUGCCUCCUAGCAUGCAUUGCAGUGCUACAGAUGUAUGUAACAAUCAAAAUUCAUAUUCUGUGCUAAUUAUUUCUUCAGUUACUGUUCCAGUUGUUUCAUUAAUCACUAGUUAUGGCAUUUGGUAACACUUUAUUUGACAGUAGCGCCAUAAGCCUGUCAUAGGACUAACAUAAAUAUGACAUGACACUGCUGUGAGCAUUGAUGAAUGCUUAUGACGGAUGUCAUUUUGUGCCAUCCGGCAAAUUAUCUCACUUUUGAAUAGAUCUGAGUUGGACAUAAAUUGAGUUUUUUGACAUAAUUUUUUAUUGACACGGUGACAGUGACACCUUUUUAAAACAAUAUAUCGAUUUUGGCAGUUGCAUAUCGAUAACCUUUUGGGCUACAAGUUAUCUUGAUAUAUCACUUUUUCAAUAUAUUGUCACAUCCCUGAGUGUGAAGGCUGAUUUAUCCUUCUGCGUAGCUUUGACUACGGACCUACGCCGUUAACGCAGACCCGAUUUCGUCGUAGCCUGACGUGCAUCUCCAACAGAUCCUGACUUGAAUGUCGAAUGACUGUGAUUGGUUCGCUCAGAAAGUUGUUUCCGGUUCAACACAACGACACGGCCAUUUUCAAACAUGCACAAACGUCUUCUGUGUAGCCUACGCUUCAACCAUAGACAUCACUAUCAGUUGUCGCGGAAGGGGGUGCGGGGCUGCUCCGUAGGGGGCCUAUUUUCAAAAACUACAAAUAUUUUCAAUAUAAGUAUAUUGUAUAUAAAUUAGGGCUGUCAAACGACAAUUUUUUUCAAUCGAGUUAAUUACAGCUUAAAAAUGAAUUAAUCGUAAUUAAUCGCAAUUCAAACUGUCUAUAAAAUACGCCAUAUUUUUCUGUAAAUUAUUGUUGGAAUGGAAAGGUAAGACACAAGAUGGAUAUAUACAGUCAACAUACGGUACAUAAGUACUGUAUUUAUUAUAAAAAUAAAUCAAUAAGAUGGCAUUAACAUUAUUAACAUUCCGCGAAAGCGAUCCAUGGAUAGAAGGACUUCUAUAACUACAAGUUAUAGAAAUUUUAUAUUAAAACCCCUCUUAAUGUUUUCGUUUUAAUAAAAUUUGUAAAAUUUUCAUUCAAAAAAUAAACUAGUAGCUCGCCAUUGUCGAUGUCAAUAAUUACACAGUGCUCAUGGUGCUGAAACCCAUAAAAUCAGUCGCACCCAAGCACCAGCAGAGGGCGACAAAACACCAAAUAACACAAGUAACAAAUGGAUAUUACACUGUGCUGUCAUUUUAAUCUGUCUGAGCGGGGCAUGUGCGUUAAAUGUGUCAAAUAUUUUAACGUGAUUAAUUUAAAAAAUUAAUUAUCACCCGUUACCGCGAUAAUUUUGACAGCCCUAACUAUAAUUAUUUCUAUUUUAUCUACUUUUGUUCCGUGAAGAAUCCAGAAAGGGUUAUUUGAUUGUGGCUUUCUGUAAAACAAUAAAUUUUUACAUUUAUGCACUACUGCAAUCCUCAAUCGCCCCUGGUCUACGCCGUCGCUCCGCCGUCACCGGAACACAGAAGCAUAAAUCAGGCUUGAGAUUGAAUUGUGACGCAAAUCGUGUAUUAUCAUCCCAGAGGUCCCACCCCUGACAAAGCUAACAGAAGCUAGCUCAAUUCCCAGCAAGAAAACCAAUCAAUUAAGGUAUCAUCUCAAGCUAGUAUUGCUCAUCCUUGGAAUUUGGAAGGAUAAAAAGCUUGAUAUUAGUAUUUGUGAUUGAGUAAGAAGCAAAAAACAACAAGCAAAGCCAUUGUUGAAUUGUACAUACAGUAUAUUUACAAGAGUAGAUGCAGUGAAAAGCAGAAGGUUGGCUAAUUUUUUUUUUCUUUACACUGAAAUACCACACUCGAGCCAGUCCACUCUACUGCUGCGCUCUACGAAGAAGAAAAAAAGUGAUUUCAUAUCUGGACGAUGAAGAAAAAAUGUCGCGAAAGCUCAUUUUCGGUGUUUCAAAAUGAUGGUAGCGAGUUUGUGAUUGUGCACUGUCGUGUUGUAUGCGAGAAAGAACAAGUGUUUGUGAACUGUACAUGCGAUGAGUAUCGGAUGCUGCCACUAUAUACGCGGUAAAAAAAAGAUUUCUGAUGUAGUAUUAAUCACAUUUUUUUAAUGAUCCAAGUGGAGAAGGAAUUCAUCAUUUGGGAAAUUUUGUCAUUCCCGGCAGCUGAUUUUCUUUGCAACUAGAUGGAAUCGUGUAGGAACGAGGACUGAUAUUCGUGAACCCUAAAGGAGAUUGAAUGUACAGUAUGUGACAGAUAUUUAUAACCAUAUCCAAUCAGAUGAUUUCCUUCAAAAGGGGGUGAAUUUUUCCAUCGUCGGAUCCGAUUGCUCUGAUCUACAAUAUAUAUCUAGUACAUUAUGUAUACGACUACAGUACUCUUUAUUUAUGUUCACUUUGUUUGGUCUUAACACUGUGAUUCCAUGUAUUUCAUUCCAGUUACUCCACUUUUUCAUGAUCAAUAUGUCUGGUAAAUAAACCAUACUGUCUUAUUAUUA
Messenger RNA from Corythoichthys intestinalis (scribbled pipefish), 9564 nucleotides. RefSeq names its product zinc finger DHHC-type palmitoyltransferase 9 (gene zdhhc9). Lineage: Eukaryota; Metazoa; Chordata; Actinopteri; Syngnathiformes; Syngnathidae. Gene Ontology annotation, cellular component: endoplasmic reticulum; Golgi apparatus. Gene Ontology annotation, molecular function: protein-cysteine S-palmitoyltransferase activity. Gene Ontology annotation, biological process: peptidyl-L-cysteine S-palmitoylation; protein targeting to membrane. The transcript has 9 exons. The record is from RefSeq and is a predicted model, not a curated record. Bases 554 to 1744 code for a protein of 396 amino acids.